AUGCUCAAUUUAUUCUCACUUCCUCCUGAUCCCGAAACCACUACGCUCCUGAAGCAGGGACUAAACUUUUUUCUUCAAAAUGGCAGAAAUAUUCGAGAGGAGGCAAAACGGAAAAUGGAGGUGGAAAUAAUCCCAAGAAUCUUGGCCCAUCAUGAACCAACAGACAUGAACAGAUUUGCGGGGAUUCACAGGACCCUAGAAUGGAAUGAGCAAUUAGUCCUUCAAGCGAACAAUGACAAUGGACAGAAAACAUUAUACCAAGGAGGUGGUAUCCCACAACUGUUUAGCACACAAUUGAUCAAGGUAUCGACUUCAUUUGUCUCUUUAGCCAGUCAUAGUUUGGUGCUGAGAAUGGAAAGACUCAUCGCUGAUGCCGAUUACGAUGUCGACGAAACGUCUUGGAAUCAUGUAGCCCUUGCGCACAAUUAUCGCAGUGUGGAGCAGGCUCGCCAGGCGGUCAGAGAUGCUGGCUACGAGAUCACCCUCGGAAAACUGCCCGAAUCCCUCGGUCCGAUGACAGUCAUCUUCACGGGCAGCGGCAAUGUCUCGAGUGGAGCCCAGUCGAUCUUCCGCUGUCUGCCUUACGAGUUCAUUAGUCCAGAACACCUUCCAGAGGUGGUGAAAAACGGAAGUUAG
Protopolystoma xenopodis is the source of this 636-nucleotide messenger RNA. Lineage: Eukaryota; Metazoa; Platyhelminthes; Monogenea; Polystomatidea; Polystomatidae. The record is from the annotation of a GenBank genome assembly.